AAUAACUCCAGCUUCCCCCCUAGCUUUCAGUUUUUGUUAUUAUUCAAAUAAAACCAAUCGAAUUGGGGAAGUCCGGAUCUUUGUCGCUUCAUUUUGACAGAGAUCAGAGCAGACAUUCCCCGGCCGCCCUUCUGCGUCCAACCUUCUUCUUCGUGCGGUGCAGGAAGGACCUCAUCAAUAACCUAACAUCUUCUUCUUCUUCUUUUUUUCUUCCAACGCUGCCCGCUGCUGUACAUAUAUUUAUGCCGAAUUAGAUUGAAGGAGUAAUGCAAGGGCAAAAAAUGGGGGAGCUGGAGGAUGAGCUCAGAGAUCAACUCGGCUUCGCUGAGGAGCAACGGGACCGAGCCCUCGAACAACUUCAGGAUAUCAAACACGAGCUCAAAACUAUAAAAUCUGAGCUUCAAAGAGCCAAAGAGGACAACAUCCAAUGCUAUGAACACAAACAGAAUGAUCCUGAAGUUGAAAUUCUAAGGCAUAGACUUUCUGUCUCGCAAGAAAGUGAGGAAGCCGCAUUGUUGAAGGUCACCAGUUUGAUCGAAGAGCUGAACUCACUGAAGAACGAAGUGAAGCUGGCAACGGACGCGGAGGAGAAAAGCAGAAAGGCGAUGGAGGAUUUGGCGUUAGCCUUAAAGGAAGUCGCGACCGAGUCCGCUGAGGCUCGGGACAAGCUUUCCGGGACUCAGCUUGAACUCGACCAAGUCAAAGAAGAAGCCCAAAAGCUUAAAGAGAUGGUGCGAGGCAGCGAGGAGAGGUACGAGAAGCUCUUAGAAGAUGCCAGGAAAGAAACCGAGAUGCAUAGGAAUACAGUGGAGAGGUUGAGGUUAGAGGCAGAGGAGUCCAUUUUCGCCUGGAACGGGAAAGAGAUGGGGUUUGUGACUUGCAUCAAAAGGGCAGAAGAAGAGCGCGCGGUCGCCCAACAUGAAGCCAAUAAGCUAGCUGAGGCCUUAAGAGCAGCCAGGGAAGAGAGCUACAAGUUGAGGGAUAUAUUGAAACAGGCCAUCAACGAAGCCAAUGUUGCUAAAUCUGCUGCUGACAUAGCCCGGGCCGAAAACUCCCAACUCAAAGAUCUCUUGUCCGAGAAGGACGAAUCGCUACACUUCCUAUCCCGGGAGAAUGAACGUCUCAGGAUUAACGAGGCCGCAGCCAAUGAGAACGUCAAGCAGUUCAAACUAAUGCUCUCCUACGUCUCCCGAGAGCUCAAAGCUGAGGAAAAGGAGGCCUCACCCGAGGACGAAGACGAUGAGGAUGACGACCAUUUGCAAAUGACCAACGGGUCAGAUCCAAGAGACGAAGAGGAGGAUGAAGACUACCACCCUGUGGUGAGAAAGUUCAGUUUCGGCCUCAGCGAGCUGUCGUUGCUCAAGGACGAGGACGAAGAUGCGCAUUCGCGGAUUGAACACGAGGACCCCGAGAAGCUAGAGGCGCUUAAAGGGUCCAUCUUCGACACACCAUUCUCACCCAAGUCAGAGCCGCGGACUCCACAGCGACACACGACGCAUCACCGACGCAAGUCGACCGCGUUCACAGACGCAGAAGGAUCGCCGAGCGCAGAAGAUGCUGAAAAUAGCAGUGCUGACAUUCACCAUCAUAUCGAUGAAUCGGAUAAUGAAAGGAUUUCACAUAGAAGGAAAAGAGCAUUGUUUCGUAGAGUUGGAGACCUUUUAUUGAGAAAGAGUUUCAGCAGGAAGGAACCAUCCCCUUUACCAUCACCUUCCCCAGUCUCAGUUCCACCACAAUCCCCAAUCCAUGAGUAGGAGGCCAGCCUCUAUUCUUUUUUUUUUUGUAUUUCGUAGCUAUAUAUACGCAUAUACAUACACACGUCUAAAUGCUAUAUAUGACGUUUUUUAGAUUCACAUAAUUACAACUCGCGCCAUGGAUAUUCCCGAUGUGCGAAUGUUCUUGUACAGAGUAAUAUUUUAAUUUUCAUUACGUAGUAG
Molecule: messenger RNA, 1937 nt
Organism: Cuscuta epithymum
Lineage: Eukaryota; Viridiplantae; Streptophyta; Magnoliopsida; Solanales; Convolvulaceae
Source: the annotation of a GenBank genome assembly